Uloborus diversus is the source of this 678-nucleotide messenger RNA. Its product is annotated as DNA oxidative demethylase ALKBH2-like. Gene Ontology annotation, cellular component: nucleus. Gene Ontology annotation, biological process: DNA alkylation repair; DNA repair. NCBI's taxonomy places the organism in Eukaryota, Metazoa, Arthropoda, Arachnida, Araneae, Uloboridae. The transcript has a single exon. The record is from RefSeq and is a predicted model, not a curated record. Gene Ontology annotation, molecular function: dioxygenase activity. The coding region runs from base 1 to 678 and encodes 225 amino acids.
AUGAAUUACUCACUAAAUGCGAACGAGUUGAAUGUUCACAUAAUCGAAAAAUUCUACAGUGCGAGCGAGGCUGAUGACAUUUUACGGGAACUGCUUGAAAUCCCGUUCGAGGACAUUAAUGUUAUUGUUUAUGGACGAUCAUAUACUCCAAAACGUAAGUCAUAUGCGUUUGGAGAUGAUGGUGUGAAUUAUAGAUAUUCAGGGACAUCAAACCUAGCCCAUCCUUGGACGCCGAUGAUGCUACAAAUGAAACAGGACGUGGAAGCUGCAACUGGAAAGUGUUUCAACUAUGCAUUAGUGAACUUCUACAAAGACGGAUCGUGUGCGAUCGGAAUGCAUAAAGACUCUGAAUCAUCUAUCGACAAAAGUGUCGGAGUGACAACGAUUGCUUUCGGAGCCUCAAGAAGAGUGACUUUUACACGCAGCGGAUAUCCUAGCCAGUGGAUUAACAGUGGACAUGGUGACUUGUACCAGAUGAUGCUGCCGACGAAUGAUCUCUACUACCAUGGAAUCCGACCUGAUAGAACCAUUAAAGAAUCGCGGGUGAGUGUCUCCUUCCGCUACAGUGCACCCGAAGAACAGCUGGACCCCCUGCAGUCUACACCUGACGUAUCCCCACAGCCUGAGAUGAGCGCCCUUUCCGACCCGCUCCCUCAACACGAUUCACUUCAACAAUAG